Messenger RNA from Rotaria sp. Silwood2, 369 nucleotides. NCBI's taxonomy places the organism in Eukaryota, Metazoa, Rotifera, Eurotatoria, Philodinida, Philodinidae. The record is from the annotation of a GenBank genome assembly.
AUGACGACAACGAUAACUACAACAAUUGAAAAUUUACAUAGCAACAAACGAAAAUUUGUUUCAGAUGAUGAGGUAGAAACAAGUUGUCAUACGAAAAAAAUUAAAUCUGUAGAAACCGAACGAUUAUCAUCAUCAAUUAUUGAAAUAGAUGAUACUGAUGAUAUGAUGAUAUGCGAAAACUUCAAUUCAAAAGAAAAUAAUACACAACAAACAGGUGCUACAACGAACAAAUCAGAAGCUAUUUCAGUCCCACAACAUUGUAAUGGUAUAUGCAACGCUGAUGCAAGUCCAACAACAUUGCUAAUUCGAUGUUAUUGUGAUCCAUAUCGACUUAAUGCUUUAAUUCCAUAUGAUUCGGAUAUUUAUUGA